Eutrema salsugineum is the source of this 1347-nucleotide messenger RNA. RefSeq names its product probable serine/threonine-protein kinase PBL12. Gene Ontology annotation, molecular function: ATP binding; protein kinase activity. The transcript is spliced from 5 exons. Gene Ontology annotation, biological process: protein phosphorylation. The record is from RefSeq and is a predicted model, not a curated record. Bases 88 to 1347 code for a protein of 419 amino acids. Lineage: Eukaryota; Viridiplantae; Streptophyta; Magnoliopsida; Brassicales; Brassicaceae.
AGUAAAAUACUAUCUAUCUCCCUUUUUUUUAACUAUCUAUCUCCCUCUUUCCCCAAAGAAUAGUAGAACAAAGUGGCAGUAAUCAAGAUGAAGAAGACAUCAUUGACAUCUCUGUUCUUAGGAUGUUACAGGAUAAAUAACGCGAAUAGAUACGAAGUAGAGGAGAAGGAUCACCCGAUGAAAAUAAGAACUUGUCCGGUGUUCAAGAGGCUGUCUUUGUCGGACAUAAGUGAUCCAAGCUCGCCCAUGUCGUUCAUGGAUGAUCUCUCAAACUCCUUCACAUCUGACAAGCUUCGUUUGUUUUCGAUGUCCGAGCUGAGAGUGAUUACGCAUAAUUUCUCAAGACUUAGCAUAUUGGGAGAAGGAGGGUUUGGGCCGGUUUACAAAGGAUUUAUUGAUGAUAAGGUUAAACCGGGUUUAAAAGCCCAACCGGUUGCAGUUAAGGCACUUGAUCUUCAUGGUCAUCAAGGUCAUAGAGAAUGGCUGUCAGAGAUAAUAUUUUUGGGACAGCUAAGUAACAGACAUCUUGUUAAGCUCAUAGGGGUUUGUUGUGAAGAAGAGCAAAGAGUACUUGUUUAUGAGUACAUGCCGCGAGGUAGCUUGGAGAAUCAACUCUUUAGAAGAAAUAGUGUAGGACUGGCAUGGGGACUAAGGAUGAAGAUAGCCCUUGGAGCCGCCAAAGGUUUAGCAUCUCUCCAUGAAGCAGAGAAACCUGUUAUCUACAGAGAUUUCAAAACCUCCAACAUAUUAUUAGACUCCAACUAUAACGCCAAAUUAUCUGAUUUUGGUCUGGCCAAAGAUGGACCUGAAGGAGAACAUACACAUGUAACAACUCGCGUAAUGGGGACACAAGGUUAUGCUGCACCCGAAUAUAUUAUGACUGGUCACUUGACGACAAUGAAUGAUGUGUACAGUUUUGGAGUCGUUUUGUUAGAACUGCUAACCGGGAAACGAUCAAUGGACAAUACCCGGGUACGGAGGGAACAAAGCCUCGUGGAGUGGGUUCGGCCAAUGUUGAGGGAUCAAAGAAAGCUAGAGCGGAUCAUUGAUCCGAGGCUGGAAUGCCAAUACAAUACCGAGCAAGCUCAGACAGCUGCUACCUUAGCCUUCAAGUGUCUAAGCCAAAAUCCCAAGUAUAGACCAACUAUGUCUAAAGUGGUAAAGGUCUUGGAGCCUAUCCAAGAAGUUCAGGCAAAGGAGCCUGAUAGUAACAACAAAGAAACAAAGAUGUUUAUGGAUAGAAAAAAGUGUAGGCAUUAUUGUAAAUGCCAAAAACGUGUGAAUAUCGCUUAUUCAGAUUCUCUCCUUUACAAGGAAUCAGGGACAAAGCAAAAAAUUGGGAUUUGA